Molecule: messenger RNA, 1374 nt
Organism: Cucumis melo (muskmelon)
Lineage: Eukaryota; Viridiplantae; Streptophyta; Magnoliopsida; Cucurbitales; Cucurbitaceae
Product: exopolygalacturonase-like
Exons: 5
Coding region: 1-1374 (457 amino acids)
Biological process (GO): carbohydrate metabolic process
Molecular function (GO): polygalacturonase activity
Source: RefSeq, a predicted model, not a curated record
AUGACAAGAAAUCUUAGCCUCGUCAUUCAAAUCCUUCUCUUAGUAUUUGCUUCGCAAUGCUCUGCAAAGGUUGCUGCCACCUUGGACGACGUCACCGGCACUGAAAAUCUUCUUAAGGUGACCGUACCAACAGUAAAUGAGCAGUUUCUUCGUCCUGCAGGAGCACCCCGGCGUCUUGACAUCGGUACUCUACCCGACAUUGGCAGCACGGUGAAUGACAUUAGGGAAAAUAUUGUUCUAAAUGAGAAUGGUGGGUCAGUUUUUGAUGUUACAAAACAUGGAGCUAAAGCUGAUGGGGAGACCGAUGAUGCACAGGCACUCAUGACAACAUGGAUUGCAGCUUGCCGGAAUACAGUCGGUCCGGCGAAGUUCUUGAUCCCACAAGGCACAUAUCUGGUGGGUCCGGUGACUUUUGCCGGUCCGUGCAAAAGCUUUCCGAUCACCCUCGAAAAUCAAGGAACUGUGAAGGCCACAACCGAUAUUAGUGAAUAUUCAUCUCCUGGAUGGUUCUCCAUUGAAGAUAUUACUGGCUUCAUCCUCACCGGCUCCGGCGUCUUUGACGGUCAAGGCGUCACCGUUUGGCCCUAUAAUGACUGCAAGAAAAACAGAUUUUGCCAACUUCUUCCAAUCUCGAUUAAAUUCUCGAGAUUAAAUCACACGAUCGUUGAUGGGCUCACUUCAGUAAACAGCAUGGGAUUCCACACUUCCGUAUUCUACUGUUACAAUUUCACUGCUACUAACAUGAAAAUUAUAGCUCCACAUAAUAGUCCGAACACCGAUGGAAUGCACCUUAGCACCUCAAAAUUGGUCACCAUUACCAACAGUGUCAUUGGCACCGGUGAUGAUUGUGUCUCCAUCGGCCACAGUACUGAGAAUAUCGUUGUCACCAAUGUCACUUGCGGCCCAGGACAUGGCCUCAGCGUGGGCAGCUUGGGCAAGUACUCAAAAGAGAAAAGUGUCUACAACGUUUUAGUAAAGAAUUGUACCAUUUUCAAUGCCACCAAUGGUGCAAGAAUCAAGACAUGGGCUAGCCGUAUCUCGGGGUUAGCCUCAGGAAUAAUCUUCGAGGACAUUGUAAUGUACAAUGUAAAAAAUCCUAUAAUCAUCGACCAAACCUAUGGCACUAAAAAGAAGAAGGUUUCAAAUUGGAAGAUCAGCGAUGUUCAUUUCAAGAACAUUCGUGGGACAUCAACAACGAACGUGGCAGUAUUGUUGGAGUGUAGUGAGUUGCUUCCAUGCGAGGGGGUGGAACUAAGGGACAUUAACUUGACUUAUGGAGGCACCAACUUGAGGAAUACGACCAUUGUUUCUUCAUGUUCGAAUGCAAAGAUUGCAACUUUUGGGGUUCAAAAUCCACCACCUUGUGUUGUAUAA